AUGCAGUCGGUACAGGAUCAACAGAGUAUUAUCAGGAAGGUGCGCGAGGUGCUGGAGAAGUAUGAGCCGAGGCUUGGCGAGAUUAACCAGAAAAUUUGGUCUAAUCCUGAACUCGCUUUUCAAGAACACGAUGCCCAUGAUAACAUCUGCGCAUUCUUCGACUCUCUCGCUGCAGAGGGCUAUGCAGUGAAGCGCCACGCCUACGGUGUCAAAACUGCUUUCGAAGUGAGCUACACCCAUGGUAAAGCCGGUCGCGUAGUGGCCUUCAAUGCGGAGUAUGAUGCGUUACCGGGUAUGGGGCACGCCUGCGGACACAACCUGAUUGCGACGAGCGCGAUUGCUUCUUGCUUGGCUACAACCGAAGCAAUGAAGACUCUCUACUCAGAUAGCAUCGGGUUCACCGUCCGUUUACUGGGUACCCCAGCCGAGGAAGGUGGUGGUGGAAAACUACAGCUUAUUGAAGCGGGCGCGUACAAAGACGUUGAUGCCUGUUUCAUGGUUCAUCCUUUUCCAAUCCUAGCUGGUGCACCGGAUCUGUUGAGUUCUGGUUCGGACUCUACUCAAUACCUUGCGAAUAAUAAGGUCGAGGUGACUUAUACGGGAAAACCAGCACAUGCAUCUGCUGCGCCUUGGGAAGGUGUUAAUGCCUUGGAUGCCGUUGUCUCGGCCUAUGUGAAUAUCUCCAUGUUGCGACAGCAGAUCCUUCCUACGCAGAAGAUCCAUGGUGUUGUCUUGAGGGGCGGGGAGAGACCGAAUGUUAUUCCUGCUUCUACUACCGUGGAGUAUUAUGUUCGGUCGCCGACGAAGAAGACGCUGGAACCAUUGACAGAACGGGUAUUAAAGUGUUUUGAUGCAGCUGCCGCUGCCACUGGAUGUGACGUGGAGUAUAAGUGGGAGCCUUCGUAUUUGGAUAUGAAGGUUAACAAGCCUAUUUGUGAUAGUUAUACUUCGGCUAUGAAUGCUAUGGGAUACAAGACUAUCUCCGAUGCGGCGGGGCAGGAAGGUGGAUUGAGUGGAGGAUCUACAGAUAUGGGUAACGUGUCCUAUGAGGUCCCUGGAUUCCACGGCGGAUUCUAUAUAAAGUCAGAUGGAGUCAACCACACACCACAAUUUACUGCGGGCGCAGGUUCUGAGGAAGGUUUUAAGCGCAGUCUGUGUUGUGCUGCUGGUAUGGCUGUAGUGGGGUGUCGCGUGUUGGCUGAUGAUAGGUUCGCAAAGGCCAUUAAGGCUGACUUUGAGAAAGCUGCAUAG
Penicillium pulvis is the source of this 1251-nucleotide messenger RNA. Its product is annotated as M20 family metallopeptidase. The coding region runs from base 1 to 1251 and encodes 416 amino acids. Gene Ontology annotation, molecular function: dipeptidase activity. The transcript is spliced from 3 exons. Lineage: Eukaryota; Fungi; Ascomycota; Eurotiomycetes; Eurotiales; Aspergillaceae. The record is from RefSeq and is a predicted model, not a curated record.